Messenger RNA from Pteropus alecto (black flying fox), 2109 nucleotides. RefSeq names its product endoplasmic reticulum-golgi intermediate compartment 1 (gene ERGIC1). Gene Ontology annotation, cellular component: COPII-coated ER to Golgi transport vesicle; endoplasmic reticulum membrane; endoplasmic reticulum. The record is from RefSeq and is a predicted model, not a curated record. Gene Ontology annotation, biological process: endoplasmic reticulum to Golgi vesicle-mediated transport; retrograde vesicle-mediated transport, Golgi to endoplasmic reticulum. The coding region runs from base 23 to 955 and encodes 310 amino acids. The transcript has 10 exons. NCBI's taxonomy places the organism in Eukaryota, Metazoa, Chordata, Mammalia, Chiroptera, Pteropodidae.
CACCCGCGGCGGCGACGGCACGAUGCCCUUUGACUUCAGGAGGUUUGACAUCUACAGGAAGGUGCCCAAGGACCUUACCCAGCCGACGUACACCGGAGCCAUUAUCUCCAUCUGCUGCUGCGUCUUCAUCCUGUUCCUCUUCCUCUCAGAGCUCACUGGAUUCUUAACGACGGAAGUCGUGAACGAGCUCUACGUCGAUGACCCAGACAAGGACAGCGGGGGCAAAAUCGACGUCAGCCUGAACAUCAGUUUACCCAAUUUGCACUGCGAAUUGGUUGGGCUCGACAUCCAGGAUGAGAUGGGCAGGCACGAGGUGGGCCACAUCGACAACUCCAUGAAAAUCCCCCUGAACGGCGGGGCGGGCUGCCGCUUCGAGGGGCAGUUCAGCAUCAAUAAGGUCCCAGGCAACUUCCACGUGUCCACACACAGUGCCACGGCCCAGCCACAGAACCCAGACAUGACCCAUGUCAUCCACAAGCUCUCCUUUGGGGACACACUACAGGUCCGGAACGUCCAUGGAGCUUUCAACGCUCUCGGGGGAGCAGACAGGCUCACCUCCAAUCCCCUCGCCUCCCACGACUACAUCUUGAAGAUCGUGCCCACGGUUUACGAGGACAAGAGUGGCAAGCAGCAAUACUCCUACCAGUACACGGUGGCCAACAAGGAGUACGUCGCCUACAGCCACACGGGCCGCAUCAUCCCCGCCAUCUGGUUCCGAUAUGACCUCAGCCCCAUCACGGUCAAGUACACCGAGAGACGGCAGCCUCUGUAUCGGUUCAUCACCACGCCAAAGAGUCACAAAGGAAGCCUGCGACUUGCCACCUGUACUGUAGGGCCCAAGUCCAAAGACAGACAUACCAUCCAGUGCCACCUCGUGGCUGCACUUACUUCCCCACGUGCUUCAGAUGUGGGGACCGUGACCUUCUUAGGACGAGGGACGGAGGGAUGGCCAUGACUGAUCAUCUCCUCGGAUGAGUCCAGAUGUAAUAGCCUCCCGGUGCUUGGGCUUCUGUGACCACCCAGAUGUCGAAAUCCGGGAGGAGCCCCGUGGCCCGAGAGCGCCCCAGGACCCCUCUCCUCACGACCCUGCUUCACCUCACACUAGUCUCCACCUGUGCAUAUGAGCGUGUCAGCAUCUCAGGGAAGUCACUUCAGUGCCACUUAAAUGUGGCCUGUGGGGAAGAGCGAAAGCUCUGAAGGCAGACAAGCUUGGCUCUGCGACACCUGCUGUGUGACCUUGGAGAAGUUGUGUCCCUCUCUGGGCCCCACGGGUACACGAGUGAGCAGGCCAGAGGCAGAAUAACGAGAGCAGGGGCCGCGGCAACGUCAGACGCGCCGUGAGAUGUCUUUCCGCUUUCGAGGCCAUCCCCCUCAAAUGUGCCAGGAUUCUCCCUCCUCCGAGGACCCGUGACCAGCACCUUCGACAGAGGUAGAUGGUGGGGGACAGGCCGCUGGACUGGGAAACCAGGCUCACACAGAGCUCGCCACAGGGCUUCCUCCGUUGCUUAGCAGCUUCCACACUUCCAGGGCCUCAGUUUCCUUGCAGCUGUGUGGGUUUUUUGUGAACCUCAAGGCAUGUGUUGUCCCUUCUGCUCCGGGCCGGCCCAGUGAAGGGAGGCUUCAGACCGGGCACCAGGUGUGUAUGAGUCAUAGGGCUACUCGAGUUACAAAGUGUGUAGAUGAAUAUAGAUAUGUGUGUGUGGUUAUUUUUUAUUUUUUAUUAUUUGCACUUAAGUCACAUUUUCCUAUGCUUGAUCCAAGCUCUAAAAGCAUUUUGUGGUAUAAAAAUCUCUCAUCAUCUGAUCCACUCCACCAAAAUAAACCAGCUCCCCUGCCGUCAUCUCCCUCGAAAAGUGCCCCUAUGUCAUGCUCUGGGGCUGGCAGGCAGAGGCCUUGCCCACUGAAGACACUUCAUCAUAAUCCCCCCAGCGCCCCCAGCCUCUCCACUCCCUGGGGGGGCUGCUCCGGUUUCUUGGGCUGUUAUUACUGGGAUGCCAGCUGCUCCACUUACGACCCAUCAGUACAGACCUGCUCUGUCUCACAGGCCUCUGCUUAGCUCAUCUAGUGGAAAUAUCAUUUUAAAAAUAAAUGCCGGUUCGAUUCGCUCUU